AUGGAUCUACUCCCCCAGGUUGAUGCUACACAACAACUAGCGCCAAAGAUGAAAGGUGUUCCACGUCGUCAAAUACCCCCAGGGUUUUUUGACGAUGCACGACGUGCUGAUUUGUCUACUUCUUAUAUUCAAUCACAUGGUCAACAUAACAGCCGCACCCUCAGUCGCUUUCCCUCAUUCUGGCGCCGCCCCUCCAAUCGACACGGAGCGACUGAACGUGACACGCAAUCCUUGUCCAGCCCUUUCAGCUGGACCUGGAACCUAGUCUCUGACAUGAUGCGAAGACGAGAUGGAUCGAACGUCGAGCUGCGAGAACCGCCAAUAGUUGAGGUCCCAUGCACAGCAGGCAAGCCUAGGGACUAUCACGCGAGAAAGAGGCCAGCUGCCAGCUCUUCUCGACCUUCCAAUACCAAUACCACCCAGCAACACCCAGCAACACGCACUGCUACUGCCUCGACACUUCCCGCCGUCGCUGGUGCCGCGGGCACAACGGGAACAAUAUCCAAUCCUCAUAUCACCAUUACUGGAUGGCCCGCUCGUCUCAUGGCCUGGGUUUGCUGCAUCCCUAUUCAGAACACAGACUAG
Suillus clintonianus is the source of this 585-nucleotide messenger RNA. RefSeq lists its product as uncharacterized. The transcript is spliced from 3 exons. Bases 1 to 585 code for a protein of 194 amino acids. Lineage: Eukaryota; Fungi; Basidiomycota; Agaricomycetes; Boletales; Suillaceae. The record is from RefSeq and is a predicted model, not a curated record.